This is a messenger RNA of Colossoma macropomum (tambaqui), 2820 nucleotides long. RefSeq names its product GAS2-like protein 2A. Lineage: Eukaryota; Metazoa; Chordata; Actinopteri; Characiformes; Serrasalmidae. Gene Ontology annotation, molecular function: cytoskeletal adaptor activity; microtubule binding; actin filament binding. Gene Ontology annotation, cellular component: microtubule plus-end; stress fiber; actin filament. The record is from RefSeq and is a predicted model, not a curated record. Gene Ontology annotation, biological process: protein localization to microtubule plus-end; microtubule bundle formation; regulation of microtubule polymerization or depolymerization. The transcript has 6 exons. The coding region runs from base 1 to 2697 and encodes 898 amino acids.
AUGUCUGCAAUAGAGCAAGCGUCCAGCCAGAGCAUCAAGCCGUUCAAGUCAAGCGAGGAGUACCUUUAUGCGAUGAAGGAGGACUUAGCCGAGUGGCUGAAGGAGUUAUACCGCAUCGACGUGACCGUUAACAACAUACUGGAUGUGCUGGAGACGGGCGCUUUGCUUUGUGCCCACGCCAACAACGUGACACGGGUGGCCGAGGAGUUUAGGCAGACACACGGCCGGACUCACCUGCAGCUGCCCACAUCUGGAGUUACUUUCGUUUCAGCUCCACCUGCGACAUUUCUAGCCCGGGAUAACGUGUCCAAUUUUAUCAACUGGUGUCGUCAUCAGAUGAAUAUUAAAGAUGUUUUAAUGUUUGAGACAGAUGACCUUGUCCUGCGCAAGAAUGAGAAGAACUUUGUGCUUUGUCUGCUCGAGGUGGCCCGACGGGCCUCUCGCUUUGGGAUGGCUGCUCCUGUCCUCAUCCAGCUGGAGCAGGAGAUCGAGGAGGAGAUUCUGGAGGAGAUGGAGAAGCCUGUGCAUGAGACAACACAGCCUGUGGCCCAGAGAUGCAUACAGAACACUCAGAACCUGGAUGAGAUGGUUCAGUAUCUGAUAAGUCGCUGCACUUGUCCCACCCAGUUCCCCAUGGUGAAGAUAUCAGAUGGCAAAUACAGAGUUGGAGACUCCAACACCCUUAUAUUUGUGCGAAUCUUAAGGAACCAUGUGAUGGUGAGAGUGGGUGGAGGAUGGGACACCCUGGAGCACUAUCUAGACAAACAUGACCCCUGCCGCUGCACAUCUCUCACCCAUAAGCUGGCGCAUCGCCCAGCCACCCCAGUCCAUGAGAUCAAAGCCAGGCCUUGCGGGCCCGAAGGCCAGGCUGGGUCUCAGACGAUUCUGUUGCUGAGCCGAGCCCAAUCCCCGCUGGAGCCAGUGCUUUGGAGCCCUUCUGCCCCCUCUAGAACCCAAAGAGUGAGUCCCCAACCAAGGCUGUCCUACUCCCCGCAGCCAAGCCUCCGGAACUGUCCCUCUCCCGAUAAACUGAAGGAGAGGGCAGAUAUCCUGUUUUGCAGACAGACCUAUUCUGAAAGUAAGGAUGACUCUGUGCUGAAGUCUACCAGCAGGACAGGCCGAGAGGCAAUGCGUGUAUCUCCUUCUCCACGUCUAACCAGCAGUCUUCCACGACCAGCUCGCCCCUCUACUCCACCACAGCCUGAAACUCAGCGUCCUAGUACGCCCCUGGUCUUCCAGAGGGUCCAGAGUCAGACCUCUCCUCAACACCAGCAAGGCCCAGACAACAGGUUGGGUAACAACUGGAGCAAAUCACAGUUUGUCUCCAAGCUGAGACAGACUGCCACAGCUGGGGCAAAGAGCAAUGAAGAGAGGCCGAGCGUUCCACAGAAGCCAGCUGGUUCAGUGUCAGCUAGGCCCUUCCUGUGCAUAACACCAGAUCUGAAUCUUAAUACCAACAAAAACAGUUUGGUAGUUCAUCAGCCUCCUACAAUCAGUAUUCAAGAAUCCGAUGACAGUGGGAAUGAUAGGAAGAGCCCUGACUUCAUUCGCACAUUUUGUCCAUCUAAAGGACUAAUGGGUGUCAUAUCAGGGAAAGCACAUGCUAGGUGCCUUAUCCCAACUGGAAAAGGCCAACCAGGUGGCUCCUCAGACCAUUCAUCACGAAAUACACCUAAUCUUGAUGGAAAUGAGAGAAGUCAACAGAGAUUCAAAGUUUCUGGUCAUCAGCCAACUGGAACAGUCUCUGAUGUGCACUCAAAGAGUGGAGACCAAGAGAUGGAGAAUAGAUACCUCUUUACUCCUCCUCCAAUCAGUCCUGCUCAGGAAGCUGUCUUGUAUCAGAGCCUUGAGGAGGAGAUCCUGUCCAAUCUGCAACAGCUCGGCAUGGACUCUGAUGCCAGUGACUCAGAAAAUGAUCAGUACAGGUCUCGUCCUGAGACUCCUCUAAAUUCUCCAGAGAUGACAUAUGAAAUCCAGAAACCUUCUGUCACUAUGUCCUCUUCUGCUUCUAAACCAAAUGAUGCAAAGGAGGCUCAGUUUCAGGCUGUCAUUGUUGAGCUCUCGAAUGGGAAGAAGAAGCUUGAGAAAGUGUCUAUUGAAAACUGGGUGAACAGUCUGUCUAGAGAUUUCAAGGGCAGGAAGCAAGAAAUCCAUGCUGACACUGACCCAAACCAUCUGAAGGUUUCAAAACUCUCUGUGGCCAGUUCCUGGUCCUCCCUAGGUUCCAGUAUAGAUUCAGAAAGCAAGAGAAUUGUGGAGACAGAUUUGACACCAGGUAACUCAUCAAACUCUGGGACUUACAAAUUUGAAAAUCCCCAGGCCUCUUCCUUCCGUCAGAAGAGGUCCUUGAAGAAGCCAGAACGAGUGCCUUCUAUAUAUAAGUUGAAAUUGAGGCCUUGUAUACACCCCAGACGGGACCACAGACCUGACAAGAAACCGUCUAAGAUCCCUAAACCGGUUUCCUAUAGGGGAAGUCAGAGCUUAGAUGCCCCUCAGACCAAGAUGCCGGUGGACAGCACUGCUGUUUGUUACAGUCAGAAAGGACUAGAUACUCCUCACAGAGCUUCUACAAUGAGACACCCCAGGAAAACCCCUCAGACUAUGUCCAAAAUCAGUCCCUCGGCAGGGUGUGCCAAACAGUGCCAAGGAACAGACCAGGAGGUCGUGACUGAUCAGGAGCUUGAAACCUGGGUUUAACCUGGGAUUAACUGCUUUUCUCACAUAUGAUAAUUUAUACCAUCUUUGUAUCUCUUUGCAAGGUUAAAGUCAGCAAGGCUAUAUAUCAAUCAAGGACUGUUUUCCAUGGUAUGCAAAUUUGCC